UAUAGCAUUACAGGCAAUUCUAGCGUCAUCAAUGCGUUUAAUGAUCCGGGCACAGGUGCUAUAAAUUUAAAUCAACCACAGCCAACAGAAACCACCAUACACCAAGAAGGAGGAGGAAGAAAAUCUAGCCCUACACUGAAGUUAGUAGAUUUAUAUGAUGAGAAAAGCUACGAAGCGGACAAAAUUGCAUCAGAUCUGUCAAUCCACCAACAUCCUCGUCGUACUUGUGAGUACACCUGUACAUUUACGAAUUCAGAUGAGGAAAAGGAAAAAGAGGAAGAUGUAACCAAGUUUAAAAAUACUUCAAAGUCAGAAUGGAUGUUGGAUGGUGUCUAUAUUUUUGAUUUAUGCCUUAAUUCCAAGAAAACAAAUCUGAAAUUGGCUGAACGCACUGAUCCAGUACAACUCUCAGAUAUUCGCCUCCUCACCUUG
Messenger RNA from Gilbertella persicaria, 432 nucleotides. RefSeq lists its product as uncharacterized. The annotation marks the transcript as partial. The transcript has a single exon. The record is from RefSeq and is a predicted model, not a curated record. NCBI's taxonomy places the organism in Eukaryota, Fungi, Mucoromycota, Mucoromycetes, Mucorales, Choanephoraceae.